AUGACGGAGCUGUCACGAGAAAUCAGUGAAAUUUGGUCAAGGUUAUUUGACCAUCGCCCUUUCCUUAAUGGUGAAAUAAAGUUUAUGCUGAAAGAAUUUGAGGAGAAGAGAGGUGACAGGGAAGUCGAAAAUUUGUUUGCAAUUCUUGAAAAACUCACAGACAUAAAAGACACACAGUUGGAAAAAGUUGAAAAAGCUUCUAAAACAGCAUUACCAGUUCUUGCAGAAAAAUUAAACCAAGCUCUGCAGCUUUCAGAAGAAAUAGAAACAGAUUAUCUUCAACUACAAGAGAAAAGCAAACAAAAGUUGGCAGAAAAUAAAGAAAAACGGCAAAAAGAAUGGGAUCAGUUUAUUGAUGAUAUGAACUUUAAAUGCCAGAGAAUUGACAAUACAUUUGAAGAAAAGGAGGAAGAGUUACGAGACUUGUACGCCGAUCUUAAACAUAAUACUUCAGAAGAAUCUGAUGCUAAGGGCGUUGAUAUAAAUGAGAAAUAUGAUUCUCAAAGUAAGGAUAAUGACUCAUCCACAAAAUCAAGUGAUAAACCUUCAAAAAAAAAGCUUGGAAAAAUGGAUGAGACAAAAGACAGUUUUCUUGUAACUUCAGACUUAGAUUGGUUAUAUAAUUACAUUAAAUGUAGGAGAAAUGAGGGAGAUAAAAACAUUCCAUACUUACACACAUUGCUUACCGGAGUUCAUGUGGAUGUACCAGAAAAUGAGGUGUUAAAGAGAAAUCCAGUGCUUGAAGCAAGAUGUGUCAAACUAAGAGCUCAACAAGAAGCUCGGGAAUAUAGAAAAAUGACAAAAGGUGUUGACAAUGUGAGAAUGAGAUUUCCAGAAGAAACUAUUGCCUAUCAAUUGAAACAAGUAAAUCGUCAGCUAAUAGCAGUUGGCCAGUUCAUAAUAUCUAUAUUUGCUGGUUUCCUGUUUGGAUUCAGAGGUGUUGAAUGGAUGGUCGGUAAUUUAGACUUUGGGUUUAGGCUACUGCUAGGCGUAAUGUGUGCAUUGGUCAUUGCACUCGCUGAGAUUUACUUCCUCGCUAAAAGGUUAAAUGAAGAACUGUGUGCUCCUGAAACUGUUCAAUUGGGAGGGCCUCCAAAGUUUGCAGAAGAUGAAAAACGAUAUGAAAAUAAUAAAAAACUUUUUGAAAAAGAACAUCAGGAUUAA
Messenger RNA from Danaus chrysippus (African queen), 1164 nucleotides. Lineage: Eukaryota; Metazoa; Arthropoda; Insecta; Lepidoptera; Nymphalidae. The record is from the annotation of a GenBank genome assembly.